AUGGCAUCCUCGCCAACCAAUGUCUCGGCCGACAAAGUCAGUCUUGAAGAAUUCAAUCAAUUGCUUGCGCGAUAUCCGUCUGUUAUACAAAGAAUCUCCGAUGAAAAGGGUGUCAAAAAUGGCCAAAAGUCACUCAAGGUGCUCGAUGAAUUUCGAUACAACGAGGCAUUAGAUAACUUUGAUGCCGGUAAAAGAAUCCGCCCAAUGACACUUGACGACAUCAAGACCCUUGUUGAGUGGAAGUUGCGUCAUGGGAAAUUUAGGCCAACACUUAUGAAACUGGUCUCAUCUAAUGGCCCAGAUGGUGCCCAGGAUGUCAUCAAGCAAGCUCUUGAAAUCUACGACGAAAAGGCAGACACCGUGGCGACUCUAGAUGUGUUAACCAAGCUUCGAGGCAUUGGCCCCGCAACGGCAUCUUUACUCUUAGCAGUCCAUGAUGCAAGUCGGGUCAUCUUCUUUGCCGACGAGGCUUUCUGGUGGCUAUGCUGCAGCGGCAAGCAGAGCCCUAUCAAGUAUAAUGCUAAGGAGUAUCGCAUGCUAUGCUCCGAAGUUGACGACUUGCGGAAUAGGCUUGCCGUGAAAGCAAGUGACAUAGAAAAGGUUGCAUAUGUCUUGAUGAAGCAACCGGACCAAACGGAGAAAUCGCAUGAUGCUGCACCUGUCAAGAAGGAGAAAGAGAGCGCAUCGGCAACGGCAACAGCGCCGGCAAAGAAGAGGAAGGCCGUUUCAAAAGAGUCCAAGAAGGUGGACGAUGCCAUCAAAGAGCAGCCUUCACUCCGUCGAUCGAAACGUGUCAAGUCCUAG
Fusarium pseudograminearum CS3096 is the source of this 804-nucleotide messenger RNA. RefSeq lists its product as uncharacterized. The transcript is spliced from 3 exons. NCBI's taxonomy places the organism in Eukaryota, Fungi, Ascomycota, Sordariomycetes, Hypocreales, Nectriaceae. The record is from RefSeq and is a predicted model, not a curated record. Bases 1 to 804 code for a protein of 267 amino acids.